AUGGAAGUGCCUGUAGUGAUUGUAGGUGCAGGGCCUGCUGGCUUAGCAACCUCAGCAUGUCUUAAUAAACAUUCAAUUCCAAACAUUGUCUUAGAAAAAGAUGAUUGUCAUGCACCUCUUUGGAGAAAAAAAACUUAUGAUCGUUUAAAACUUCACUUGAGUAAAGAAUUUUGUAACCUACCUCACAUGUCAUUCUCAUCUGAUUUACCAACUUUUGUCCCUAGGGUUGGUUUCCUUCGUUAUUUAGAUGAUUAUGUGACUCAUAUGAAGAUCGACAUUCGGUGUAACCGGUAUGUCGAUGAUGCUUCAUAUGAUGUUAAUGGUGGGAAAUGGAGGGUUAGUGUGAAGGGCACUACAUCAUUUGUUGAUGAUGAGAUUUAUGUUGCUGAUUAUUUAGUUGUUGCAACUGGAGAGAAUUGUGAAGCUUAUAUUCCCAAGAUAAAUGGGCUUGAAAGCUUUGAAGGUGAAUACAUUCAUUGUAGUAAUUAUUUGAAUGGAAGACCAUGGUAUAAUAAAAAUGUAUUGGUUGUUGGUAGUGGAAAUUCUGGCAUGGAGAUUAGUUAUGAUCUCUCAACUUGGGGUGCAAAUACCUCCAUAGUUAUUAGAAGUCCUGUACAUUAUUUUUCAAAAGAAAUGGUGUACAUGGGAAUGUGUAUGCUGAAAUACUUAAAUGUAGAAACGGUGGACAAGUUGAUGGUGGGUAUGAGCAAAAUGAAGUAUGGAGAUAUGUCCAAGUACGGCUUGAUCCGACCAAAAGAAGGACCUUUCGCCAUGAAAAAUAGCGGUAAACGUACCCCAACCAUUGAUGUUGGUUGCGUUAAAAAGAUCAAGAAAGGCAUAGUCAAGGUAUACCCAGCAAUUUCAACCAUAAAAAAUGACAAGAUCGUUGAGUUUGCAGAUGGAAAAAGUGGUAAAUUUGACGUUAUAAUCUUUGCUACUGGAUACAGAACCAAUGUGCAUAAGUGGCUUAAGGAUUACAAAGAGAUGUUCAAUGAGAAUGGAAUACCAAAACGGUGUUAUCCAAAUCACUGGAAAGGAGAGAAAGGAAUAUACUGUGCUGGAUUCACAAAAAGAGCGUUACAAGGAAUUGCUUAUGAUGCGAAGCAAAUAGCAAAUGAUAUCAAACGCGAUAUUAAUGCAAGGAACCAAUCUGCAACUGCUUGA
Molecule: messenger RNA, 1164 nt
Organism: Cicer arietinum (chickpea)
Lineage: Eukaryota; Viridiplantae; Streptophyta; Magnoliopsida; Fabales; Fabaceae
Product: probable indole-3-pyruvate monooxygenase YUCCA10
Molecular function (GO): N,N-dimethylaniline monooxygenase activity; NADP binding; flavin adenine dinucleotide binding
Source: RefSeq, a predicted model, not a curated record